CUGUAAGCGCCAGCAGCAGAACAACAGAGAAAAUGGCGGACGUGGUGAAUGUCGGCGUGAAUCUGGACGCUUUCUCUCACGCUAUCAGCGGCAUCCAGGCGCUCCGCUCCAGCGUGAGCCGCGUGUUCGAGUCCCUGAAGGACGGGAUGAAGAACCGGGAGACCCUGGAGGGUCGAGAGAAGCAGUUUAUAGUCGAGUUCCAGGACAACCUGCAGGCGGUCAACAGAGACCUGAAUGAGUUGGAGCGUCUCAGUGGUCUGGUCGGUCGUCCCUCAGAGUCUCAUCCUCUCCAUAACAGUGGUCUCCUCAGUUUGGAUCCAGUCCAGGAUAAAACUCCUCUGUACUCUCAGCUGCUGCAGGCCUACAAGUGGUCCAACAAGUUGCAGUACCACGCUGGUCUUGCCUCCAGUUUGUUGAACCAACAGUCACUCAAACGGUCGGCCAAUCAGAUGGGAGCUUCAGCCAAGAGACGACCCAAAGUCCAGCCCAGCACUCUGGUACUACCUCCUCAGUACGUGGAUGAUGUCAUCUCUCGGAUCGGCAGGAUGUUUCCUGAUAUGACCAUUGAGCUGUUCAGACCUAACGGGACGUCUGCAGUGCUACUGGUGACCCUGGGGAAGGUGUUAAAGGCGAUUGUUGUGAUGCGUUCGUUGUUCAUUGACAGAACUGUCGUUCGAGGAUUCAACGAGAAUGUUUACAACGAUGAUGGAAAGUUGGAUAUCUGGACCAAGUCACAGUACCAAGUGUUCCAGAAGGUAACGGACCACGCUACCACUGCCCUGCUGCACUACCAGCUCCCCCAGAUGCCUGACGUCGUGGUUCGGUCCUUCAUGACCUGGUUGCGGAGCUACAUUAAGCUCUUUCAGUCUUCCUGUCAGCGCUGUGGUCGUUUCCUGCAGGAUGGACUUCCUCCAACAUGGAGGGACUUUAGGACCCUGGAGGCGUUUCAUGACACCUGUCGCAUGUAAACACUUCCUGUUUCUCUGUCUCUGUAUAAAAUUUGAAUAAAGUUUUUCAUUGAUGUUUAUAAAGUUAA
This is a messenger RNA of Lates calcarifer (barramundi perch), 1036 nucleotides long. RefSeq names its product mediator complex subunit 27 (gene med27). Gene Ontology annotation, biological process: regulation of transcription by RNA polymerase II. The record is from RefSeq and is a predicted model, not a curated record. Gene Ontology annotation, molecular function: transcription coactivator activity. The coding region runs from base 33 to 968 and encodes 311 amino acids. Gene Ontology annotation, cellular component: mediator complex. The transcript has 8 exons. Lineage: Eukaryota; Metazoa; Chordata; Actinopteri; Centropomidae.